This is a messenger RNA of Kuraishia capsulata CBS 1993, 1467 nucleotides long. RefSeq lists its product as uncharacterized. The transcript is spliced from 2 exons. NCBI's taxonomy places the organism in Eukaryota, Fungi, Ascomycota, Pichiomycetes, Pichiales, Pichiaceae. Gene Ontology annotation, molecular function: flavin adenine dinucleotide binding; dihydrolipoyl dehydrogenase (NADH) activity. Bases 1 to 1467 code for a protein of 488 amino acids. The record is from RefSeq and is a predicted model, not a curated record. Gene Ontology annotation, cellular component: oxoglutarate dehydrogenase complex; mitochondrion.
AUGUUGAGAUUUUCUAAUAGACGUUUGUUUUCCUCGGCUAGAGUGUUGGCUGAGGCGGUUACCAAGAAGCACGACGUUGUGGUCAUUGGAGGUGGACCUGGUGGUUAUGUUGCUGCCAUUAAGGCUGCUCAGGAAGGAUACAACACUGCGUGUAUCGAGAAGAGAGGUGCCCUUGGAGGUACUUGUCUGAAUGUUGGCUGUAUUCCAUCUAAGUCCCUCUUGAACAACUCUCAUCUGUUCCACACAAUCCAGCAUGAGGCCAAGGGCAGAGGAAUUGAUGUUGCUGGUGUUGAAAUUAACAUAGGCAAUUUUCAGAAGGCCAAAGAGACUGCCGUCAAGCAACUGACUGGCGGUAUCGAGAUGCUUUUCAAGAAGAACGGUGUCACCUACUACAAGGGUGCUGGUUCAUUUAUUGAUGAGCACCAGGUUAAGGUUGAUCCAAUUGAGGGUGGCGAGGAGUUGACUGUUCAGGCAGACAACAUCAUCGUUGCUACCGGAUCUGAGCCAUCUCCAUUUCCAGGAAUCGAAGUUGACGAGGAGAGAAUUGUGACCUCCACUGGAGCUCUUGCUCUUAAGGAGAUCCCAAAGAGACUCGUGGUCAUCGGUGGAGGUAUCAUUGGUCUUGAGAUGAGUUCCGUCUGGUCCAGACUUGGAUCUGAAGUUACUGUUCUUGAGUUCCAGGAUGCCAUUGGUGCUGGUAUGGACGGAGAGGUUGCCAAGGCCACUCAGAAGUUCCUCACCAAGCAGGGUCUCAAGUUCCAGCUUGGAGCCAAGGUCACCAAGGGUGUUAGAGAAGGCGAUGUUGUCAAGAUUGAGUACGAGGAUGUCAAGAAGGGCACCACUACCGAGAUCGAGGCCGACGUAUUGUUGGUUGCUGUCGGUCGUCGCCCAUAUAUCGAAGGUCUCGGUGCUGAAAAGCUCGGUCUUGACAUCGACAACCGUGGAAGACUCGUAAUUGACUCUGAGUUCAAGACCAAGUUCCCUCACAUCCGUGUCAUUGGAGACGUGACCUUUGGUGUCAUGCUUGCCCACAAGGCUGAGGAGGAAGGUAUUGCCGCUGUUGAGUACAUCAAGAACGGCCACGGUCAUGUCAACUACGGCAACAUCCCUUCGGUUAUGUACUCGCACCCCGAAGUCGCCUGGGUAGGCCAAAACGAGCAGCAGCUUAAGGAAGCCGGUAUUAAGUUCAAGGUUGGUAAAUUCCCAUUCAUCGCCAACUCGAGGGCCAAGACCAACCAAGAUACCGAGGGUUUCGUCAAAUUCCUGGCCGAUGCCGAGACCCAGAGAGUUCUGGGUGUCCACAUCAUUGGACCAAAUGCUGGUGAGAUGAUUGCCGAGGCUGGUUUGGCCUUGGAAUACGGUGCCUCUACUGAGGACAUUGCCAGAGUCUGCCACGCCCAUCCAACUUUGUCCGAGGCCUUCAAGGAGGCUGCUCUCGGAACUUUUGGAAAGACCAUCAACUUUUAA